Messenger RNA from Canis lupus familiaris (dog), 3858 nucleotides. RefSeq lists its product as uncharacterized. The record is from RefSeq and is a predicted model, not a curated record. Gene Ontology annotation, molecular function: nucleic acid binding; RNA-DNA hybrid ribonuclease activity; aspartic-type endopeptidase activity. NCBI's taxonomy places the organism in Eukaryota, Metazoa, Chordata, Mammalia, Carnivora, Canidae. Gene Ontology annotation, biological process: virion assembly; proteolysis; DNA integration.
AUGUUAUAUUGGCCGUUCUCCACUAGUGAUUUAUAUAAUCAGAAAACCCAAAAUGCAAAGUUCUCUGAUAACCCGAGAGGUCUAAUCGGGCUUUUAGAUACUGUUCUCCUUACCCACCAGCCUACUUGGGAUGACUGCCAACAGCUCUUACAGGUUCUCUUCACCACCGAGGAAAGAGAACGAAUUCAGGUGGAAGCCCAGAAGUCUGUCCUGGGAGAGGACAGACAGCCAACUCAAAACCCAGACCUCAUAAAUGCUGCCUUCCCUUUAUCCCGCCCCACCUGGGACUACAACUCAGCUGAAGGUAAGGAGAGACUCCGGGUCCACCGCCAGACUCUAAUGGCAGGUCUCCAGGCUGCCGUCAAACCGACAAAUCUGGCCAAGGUCUAUGAUGUGAGGCAGGGUAAGGAUGAGAGUCCAGCAGCCUUCUUAGAGAGGGUCAUAGAGGCUUUUAGACAGUACACCCCUACGAACCCAGAAGCCCCGGAAACAAAGGCUGCAAUUAUCAUGGCUUUUGUUAACCAGGCCACUCCAGAUAUUAAAAAGAAAUUACAAAGAGUAGAGAGACUGGGAGAUAAGAUCUUGCAGGACUUAGUGAUAGUGGCAGAACGAGUCUAUAAUAAUAGAGAAAGUCUGGAAGAACAACAAACCAAACUAAGUGACCGGCAGACCUGAAAUCUGGCCAAGAUCCUGCUGGCCACAACCAUGGACGACCCACAGGAAAAACGGAGGCACCGCAAGAAGCUGGCUCCAGGGACAGGUAAGGAGGAUGGCCCUGGUCCCCCUUGGGAGUGCCCUAAGCUGAACAAAAUCCAAUGCGCCUAUUGCAAAGAGGAGGGCCAUUGGUUAAAAAGCUGCCCUAACAAAAGAUCUAAGGCCGCUGCCAAGAUCUUAGAAAUGGAGGACCUGGACGAUUAGGGGAGUCAGGGUUCGGCACCCCUCCCCGAGCCCAGGGUAACUCUUAAAAUGGAGGGGCAACCUGUUGAAUUCCUAGUGGACACUGGGGCAUGACAUUCAGUUUUAUUACAACCCCAAGGGAAAUUGGCAAACAAAACUUCAUGGGUGCAAGGGGCCACGGGCACCAAACAGUACUCAUGGACUACCCGAAGAACUGUGGAUCUCGGCACGGGCCAGGUAUCCCACUCCUUCAUGGUCAUCCCUGAGUGUCCCUACCCGUUGUUAGGUCGGGAUUUGCUCACCAAGAUGGGGGCACAGAUUUGCUUCCACCUUGAAGGGGCAAAAGUCCUAAACAAGAAGGGGCACCCGAUUCAGGUGCUUGUCCUGAGUUUAGAAGAUGAAUAUUGUCUCCACCAAAUACCCUCAGUGUCAAUGACUGACAUUGACCGUUGGCUGCGGGAAUUUCCCCAAGCGUGGGCAGAAACUGGGGGAAUCGGGCGGGCCCAACAUCUGCCGGCCAUAUACAUAGAACUAAAGCCGGGGGCCGACCCUGUCAGGGUCCGCCAAUACCCCAUGCCUCUAGUAGCACGAAAGGGAAUCACACCCCACACACGGCGACUACUGGACUCGGGCAUAUUAAGGCCCUGCCAAUCGGCAUGGAACACUCCCUUGCUGCCGGUUCCAAAACCGCACUCUAACGAUUACAGGCCAGUCCAGGACUUGAGGGGAGUCAACCGGCGGGUAGAGGAUAUGCACCCUACGGUCCCAAACACAUACACCCUCCUCUCCACCCUGCCUCCAGACAAAACUUGGUAUACAGUAUUAGAUUUAAAAGAUGCCUUUUUCAGCCUGCCUUUAGCACCCAGAAGCCAAGACCUCUUCGCCUUUGAAUGGAUGGACCCUGAGAAAGGCAUCAAUGGCCAGCUCACCUGGACUCGACUACCACAAGGAUUUAAAAAUUCACCGACCAUCUUCAAUGAGGCCUUACACAAAGACUUGAGUGAGUUCCGUUCCGAGCACCCACAUUUAACUUUAUUACAAUAUGUAGAUGAUAUCCUGUUGGCAGCGGAGGACCAGGACACAUGCCUGCAAGGCACCAGGGACUUGCUCCAGAUAGCGGCCCUAGGAUACUGGGCCUCAGCUAAAAAAGCCCAGAUGUGCAGAACAGAGGUGAGCUACCUUGGGUACAAAUUAAAAGAUGGACAAAGAUGGUUGACGGAUGCACGGAAGGAAACUGUCUUAAGAAUCCCACAGCCGCAAACCGUCCGCCAGGUGCACGGAAUCAGAACUGAUCUCCAGGACCAGCCACUGCCGAAUGCGGACGCCACCUGGUACACGGACGGCAGCAGUUUUGUUCAAGAAGGAUUCAGAUAUGCGGGGGCAGCCAUAACCACGGAGUCGGCUCAAUGGGCAGAACUGAUCCCACUGGCCAAGGCGCUGACCAUGGGGGAAGGUAAACGAAUAAACAUCUACACCGACAGCAGGUACGCCUUUGCCACCGCUCACAUUCACGGAGCCCUUUACAGAGAGAGGCUUCUGACAGCAGAGGCAAAGACUGUUAAAAACAAAACGGAGAUUCUUGAACUCCUGAGGGCCCUCUGGCUGCCCAAGGCCCUAGCCAUCAUCCACUGUCCGGGGCACCAAAAGGCAGACACGCCAGUAGCCAGGGGAAACCGGCUAGCCGAUUUAAAAGCAAAGGAGGCGUCCCUUUUGGUGACCCAGGUCUUAGCUAGCACGCUACCCAAUCCGGGGGCACUGACCCAGCCUGACACCCCCAACUACACUGAUGCUGACUUACACUGGAUCAAACGCUUGCCUGUGACCCAGUGCUUGCGUGGCUGGUGGAGGGCCACAGACUCCAGCAUCAUCUUGCCAGAGGAACUGGGACGGCGAGUCCUAUCCAAAACGCAUCGGAGUACUCACACGGGAACAGGGAAGAUGGAAGACCUCCUACGACAUGCAAAGAUCACUAUUAAAGACUCUCGAGCAAAGAUCGAGCAGAUCGUGGCAAGCUGCCGCGCAUGCCAAUUAACAAAUGCCUCCACCCAUGGAUCUAACCCAGGCACCCGGCUCCGAGGGGACCGCCCAGGAGCCUACUGGGAAGUGGACUUCACUGAAGUAAAACCUGGAAAAUACGGGUAUAGGUAUUUACUAGUGUUUGUACAUACUUUUUCAGGAUGGACAGAGGCAUUUCCCAAUGAAACGGCACAGAUCGUGACCAAGAAACUGCUGGAAGACAUCGUACAGAGGUAUGGUUUUCUCGUUAGAAUUGGGUCAGACAACAGCCCAGGAUUCGUCUCUAAGGUAACACAGAGAGUGGCUCUAGUACUUGGGGCAGAUUGGAAAUUACAUUGUGCAUAUAGGCCCCAGAGCUCAGGACAGGUAGAAAGGAUGAACAGAACAUUAAAGGAGACCUUAACUAAAUUAGCCCUGGAGACUGGCGGGGACUGGGUGACUCUCCUCCCCUUCGCCCUAUAUAGGGUGAGGAACUCCCCAUAUAAGAUGGGACUGACUCCCUACGAGAUCAUGUUCGGUCUUCCUCCACCCAUUAUCCCCAAUUUAAAACCUGAGGUGCUUGAUGAAUUUGAUGAUCACCAACUUCUUUUCUCUCUCCAAAUGUUACAAUGAACCCAUGAGCAGGUAUGGCCUAAGCUGAGGGCCCUCUAUGAGACUGGGCCACCCCCGGACCCCUAUUGAUAUCGGCCAGGUGACUGGGUGUAUGUGCGGAGAUACCAACACCAGACACUUCAACCUCGCUGGAAGGGACCCUACCUCGUGAUCCUGACCACUCCCACCGCUCUCAAGGUCGACGGGAUUACUCCCUGGGUCCACUACACCCACAUCCGGCCAGCUGACCCACAAACCAUUCUCACGUACUUUGUUACAGAAUAAAAAAAAAGCCAACCAGACAAGGACAAUCCCCUAAAGCUAAGACUGUGCCGUUCUCACUUAUUUCCCAAC